Messenger RNA from Penicillium argentinense, 1431 nucleotides. RefSeq names its product DUF1479 domain-containing protein. Lineage: Eukaryota; Fungi; Ascomycota; Eurotiomycetes; Eurotiales; Aspergillaceae. The transcript has 2 exons. The coding region runs from base 1 to 1431 and encodes 476 amino acids. The record is from RefSeq and is a predicted model, not a curated record.
AUGGCGUCCCGACAUCUUUCAAAGACCGUUGCCCGCGCGGCAUCAACCUCCACUGCGUCGCAGACCACCAAAGCGACUGGAGACAUUUCAUCUGUCUUUCCCAGUUUGAGACCAGACUACCGGCCGGAGCCUCUUCCCCCGCGUUUUCGGGAUCUCAAGAUAAGGCUCUUCGAGAAGCAUGAAAAGGCUUUGACAGACAGCUGGAAGAGACUUUUGCCCAGCCUCGAAGAAGAGGUCGACAAGAUAAAGACCAAAGGCAGCGACAUAAUCCCAUCAGUGGAAUAUGCUGACGUGGUCGCGGGCAAGGUGCCCGAAGCCACGAUGAACGAGAUCCGCUACCGCGGCACUGUAGUGAUUCGCAAUGUCGUACCUCGAAAAGAGGCGCGUGACUACAAGAACCGCAUCGAGGAAUAUGUUGCGACCAACAAGGAGCGUGUCAAGGCUUUCCCACCCGACUCGCCUGCCGUCUACGAGCUCUACUGGACGCCCUCGCAGGCCGACGCCCGCGCUCAUCCCAACAUGCUUGAUUCACAGCGCUUCCUGCAACGAUUGUGGCACUCGUCUGACCCUCAAACCAAGCUGUCGACAUCAAAUCCACUCACUUAUGGGGAUCGCCUGCGGAUCCGAGACCCCGGUGAUGCCAAAUUCACACUCGGCCCGCAUAUCGACGGAGGCUCGCUCGAGCGUUGGGAGGAUCCGGAGUAUGCCAGUGUGUACACCAAGAUCCUCGAAGGAAAAUGGGAGGAAUACGAUCCUUGGGACGCAAAACACCGUCUCGGCGCCAAUAUGGACCUGUACAACGGUGCGGGUGCCUGCUCUAUGCUCCGCUUCUUCCAGGGCUGGCUCUCAAUGUCCCAAACUGCACCGGGAGAAGGCUCGCUGCAUGUGUGCCCUAUGAUCCGUCACAGCACAGCAUACACCAUUUUGCGACCUUUCUUCGAUGUCAACAGCCACCAGCCCAGUCUAGAUAAUUCAUUCCCGGGUUCUGUUCCCGGCGCCUGCCAGGAGUACAACCCCGUGACACAUCCUCAGCUUGAGCUGGAGACCACUAUGGUCUCGGUCCCGAAGGUCGAGCCGGGAGACUUUGUUGCAUGGCACUGCGACAUGCUCCACUCGGUCGACAAGGAACACCGUGGUACCGGUGACUCGAGUGUUCUUUACAUCCCCGCUACCCCUCUGUGCGACAUGAACAUCGACUAUCUCAAGAAGCAACGUCAGGCUGCUAUCGACUACUCUCCGCCGUGGGACUUCCCCGGCGCCGGUGGUCCUGGUGAGCGGGGAUUCAAGGGUGCUGUUGACUGGUCGUCUGUGAAUGCCGACGGACAGCGUGCCAUGGGCAUGGGCAACAAACCCUGGGAGAUUAAUGAGUCCAUGAGCGAGGGCGAGAAGGAGGCCGUUAGAUCUGCCAACCAGGCCUGCUUUAAUUUGUAA